This is a messenger RNA of Meloidogyne enterolobii, 1377 nucleotides long. Lineage: Eukaryota; Metazoa; Nematoda; Chromadorea; Rhabditida; Meloidogynidae. The record is from the annotation of a GenBank genome assembly.
UUGUAAAGCUUUUUUGUGGUCUUUCUAAUUGUUUAUUAAGAUAUUCUAAUUUGGGGCUAAAAUUUUCGGUGGAAUACUCCAUAAUGGGUCUUACGUAUGUUUUGAAUGCUUUUACAUAUGUUUCUAUUGGUAAUGUUUUUGGUAAUAUUCUUAGGAUAUUGUUUAUUCUUAUAAAUGAGGAUUUGGUAAUUUUUGAUAUAUGAUGAUCAAACUUUAGCUUGUUAUCUAUGUAUAUACCUAGAUCUCUUAUGUUAUUAACCUCUUCGAUUUUUUUACCAUUUAUCUCAUAAUUAAACCUAAUUUUAUUGUAUAUUUUUAAAACCUUUACUUUUGCUAUAGAGAAUUUAAGUUGAUUCAUUUCUGACCAUUUACACGCAUUGUCUAUAGCCCCCUGUAACUCUAUACAGUCCUUUUCCGUCUUAAUUUCUGAAUAAAUCUUAAAAUCGUCCGCAUAAAGUUUUACUUUAACAUUUUGUGGAAUAUAUUUUGGAAGGUCAUUUAUAUAAAUUAAGAAAAGUAAUGGACCUAAGACUGUCCCUUGUGGGACUCCUGUUUUUGGGAUAAAUGGUUCGGAAAAAUGUUCUUCUAUUUUUACACUAUGUGAUCGAUUUGAGAGAAAAUUCGCAACCCAUUGAAUUAUUAACCUAUCUAUUUUUAAUUCUUGCAUUUUUCUAAUAAGUAUUUCGUGGUUUACUUUAUCAAAGGCUUUCUCAAAGUCAAAAUAUAUAACAUCUGUACCUAUUUUCCUGUCAAGUGAACUAUACCAGUCUUGCAUCGAUGAUAAGAUUUGAAUUGUACAAGAGCUUUUCGGUAAAAAUCCAAAUUGCUCUUCUGCGAUUAAUUUUUGUUUGUUAAGGUGUUCUAAGAUAUUAUUUGCUAUAAUACGCUCAAAAACUCUACAAGUCGGGGAUGUUAAAGCAAUUGGUCUGUAAUUUUUUGGGUCGUUUACCGAACCCUUCUUUUUAAAUAUCGGUAGAAUGUGGGCUGUUUUCCAUAAUUCAGGGACUAUUCCUGUUUUAAAUGUAUUUUUAUAUAAAAUUGAGAGAGGGAGAGCUAAGGGGGUAGCACAUUUUUUUAGAAAAUAUUGGUUGAUAUUCUCAGGACUAUGGGAUAAUUUAUUUGGGAGCUUUUUUAAUAGUUUUUCUAUUAUAUAUGGUUCAAAAGUGAUUUCUUCCUGAUAUUCGUCCUCAGCUACGAGGCUUGCUUGUAUAUUGUUUUUACCUCCACUAACUAUUUCUUCAAAAAUAUUUCUAAAUUUAUUUGCUUUGUCUGUGUCGGAUAUUAUGGGGUCGCCUUCCUCAGAUUCCUUAAGUAUAGGUAUACCAGAGAAGUUAAAUCGAUUUCUUUUCAUUAAUUUAUGUAUUUCCCCUAUGUGUC